CCCUCGGGGCCAGACACCUGUUCAGCCGGGCCCGGCGCGGUCGCCGGGGGCCAGAAUGAAAGUGACGGUGUGCUUCGGCAGGACGGGCAUAGUGGUGCCCUGCAAGGAGGGCCAGCUGCGCGUCGGCGAGCUCACUCAGCAGGCGCUGCAGCGGUACCUGAAGACCCGGGAGAAGGAUCCUGGAUACUGGGUGAAGAUUCAUCACUUGGAAUACACAGAUGGAGGAAUCCUGGAUCCAGAUGAUGUCUUGGCAGAUGUGGUUGAAGACAAAGAUAAGUUGAUUGCUGUGUUUGACGAACAAGAACCACUCCACAAGAUCGAGAGCCCCACUGGAAGCCAGGCAGAUCCACAGAGCCCUGAUGCUUUUGAGACAGAAGUGGCUGCCCAGCUGGCUGCAUUCAGAGCAAUUGGUGGGGAAAUUGAAGUCACCCCUUCUGCCUUGAGAUUGGGCACUCCACUACUGGUGAGGAGGAGCAGUGACCCAGCACUGGGGCCACCUGCUGAUACCCAGCCAAGGGCUUCACACCCUGGUGGCCAGGGUCUGAAACCAGUUGUUGUGGAUUCCAUGCAGAGCUUGGAAGAUGGAGAAACUAUGAAUGGUGUGCAGACAGAAGGGCCUAUAUCCCCGAAAACUAAGGAUACAUCAAGUGAUAUGACCAGAACAGUGGAGAUUUCGGGAGAAGGCGGACCCUUGGGAAUACAUGUAGUGCCAUUCUUUUCAUCUCUGAGUGGCAGGAUUCUAGGGCUGUUCAUCCGAGGCAUUGAAGACAACAGCAGGUCCAAGCGGGAAGAACUGUUUCACGAAAAUGAGUGCAUAGUCAAAAUCAACAACGUGGAUCUCGUGGACAAAACUUUCUCUCAAGCUCAAGAUGUCUUCCGGAAAGCAAUGAGAGCCCCAAGUGUGCUCCUCCAUGUGCUUCCACCUCAAAACCGUGAGCAAUACGAAAAAUCAGUCAUCAGAACGCUUAAUAUUUUUGGUAGCAACGAUGGUGUUUUGAGAACAAAGGUACCUCCUGUCCACAACAAAUCGGGAGUAAAUACAACGAAUCCCACCGGAACAAGCAGCACUGAGGCAGAUACAACAACUUCCCCACAGCAAAGCAAGAGCCCUCAAAUGCCCAGACUAGGAAGAAAGCCAUCCUCUCCCUCUCUCAUCCCUCUCAUGGGGUUUGGAAGCAAAAAAAAUGCAAAGAAAAUUAAGAUUGACCUAAAGAAAGGCCCUGAAGGACUUGGUUUCACUGUGGUUACCAGAGACUCUUCCAUACAUGGCCCUGGUCCCAUUUUUGUAAAAAAUAUUUUGCCAAAAGGAGCAGCAAUAAAAGAUGGCCGCCUACAAUCAGGGGAUAGAAUUUUGGAGGUAAAUGGCAGAGAUGUCACUGGACGAACUCAGGAAGAGCUUGUGGCCAUGCUGAGGAGCACCAAGCAGGGAGAGACAGCAUCGCUGGUCAUUGCCCGGCAAGAGGGGAAUUUUCUGCCCCGAGAACUGAAAGGAGAAGCCGACUGCUAUGCGCCAUCUCUGGAGACAACCGAACAACUCACCUUUGAGAUUCCCCUGAAUGACUCAGGCUCUGCAGGCCUUGGGGUGAGCUUGAAAGGCAACAAAUCCAGAGAAACUGGAACAGACUUGGGGAUUUUUAUCAAAUCUGUCAUCCAUGGAGGUGCUGCCUUUAAGGAUGGUCGGUUGAGAAUGAAUGACCAGCUGAUUGCAGUUAAUGGGGAAUCUCUUUUGGGAAAGUCUAACCACGAGGCUAUGGAAACACUUAGACGCUCCAUGUCCAUGGAAGGAAACAUCCGAGGAAUGAUCCAGUUGGUGAUCCUUAGGAGGCCGGAGAGACCCCCAGAGGAGCCUGCAGAGUGUGGGGCAUUCUCCAAACCAGGCCUUGAGAACUGUCAAAAUGCUGUGAUGACCACCUUGAGGCGAAAUGACAGCAGUCCACUGCAACCAUUUAGCACAUACAGUCCGCGAGACAGACAAAGAGACCUCUUGCUGCCCCGUGAUGGAUGGGCCGGGAGUGAAGUACCACCUUCUCCACCACCGCAUCCUGGUCUGGAAUUGGGCCUUGAAGAUUCCAGCCACAGCGGUGGGGUGUAUUCAUCAAUAUAUGUUCCAGACCACAACAUCAACUUCCGAUCUGUGACACCAGCGCAGCAGGCUGAAUCAAUUAAUCUGAAAGUCUCCAAGAGCAUGGACCUUGUGCCAGAUGAAAGCAAAGUUCAUUCAUUGGCUGGACACAAAUCGGAAUCUCCGUGCAAUGAUUUUGGUCCAACUCUGGGUUUGAAAAAGUCCAGUUCCUUGGAGAGCCUUCAGACAGCUGUGGCAGAGGUCAGGAAGAACGAACUUCCGUUCCACCGGCCCCGACCCCACAUGGUCCGAGGCCGAGGCUGCAACGAGAGCUUCAGGGCAGCCAUCGACAAGUCCUACGAUGGACCCGAGGAGUUGGAAGCUGAUGGUCAGUCUGAUAAGAGCUCUCACUCUGGCCAGGGAAUUCCGAAUGGUGAGUCCGCUCCUCAGGCAAACUCAGAGCUGGAGGACAUGGACAAUAAAGCCAGGAAAGGCAAGAAAACAAAAGAGAAGGAGAAGAAGAAGGACAAGGGCAAGUUGAAAGUCAAGGAGAAAAAGCGGAAAGAAGAAAAUGAAGACCCGGAGAGGAAAAUAAAGAGGAAAGGAUUUGGCGCCAUGCUGAGAUUUGGGAAAAAGAAAGACGAUAAGGGAGAGAAGGCUGUGCAAAAAGGAACUCUGAAGCUUGGCGGCCUGAAAGAGGAGGAGCUGGAGAAAAUGAAAGAAGAGCAGGACCGGAUUGGAGCAAAACAUCAGGAGCUAAGGGAGAAACAGACAAGAGGACUUAUUGAUUAUGCUACCACUGCAAUGGGAUCAGUGCAUGAUAUGGAUGAUGAUGAAAUGGACCCCAAUUAUGCCAGAGUGAACCACUUCCGGGAGCCAUGUGCAUCAGCAAAUGUCUUUAGAUCUCCAUCUCCUCCUCGGGCUGCUCCACUUGGUUACCCUCGGGAUGGCCGUCCACUGUCUCCAGAGAGAGACCACUUAGAGGGUCUGUAUGCCAAGGUCAACAAGCCAUACCAUCCACCGGCUCCAGUUGACAGUGGCCGUCCCGUGACUGGAAACACUGAUCGCAUCCAGAAGUUGCGGAAGGAGUAUUAUCAGGCUCGAAGGGAAGGUUUCCCUUUGUAUGAAGAUGGUGAUGGAAGAGCAAGACCAUCUGAUUAUGACCUUCACUGGGUGUCGGGAAAGAGUCCAGAGGGGAACACCCAUAGUCUUCGUUUCGAGGGGAUAGAGAGACAGUAUGCAUCCUUACCCAGGGGAGGACCGGCAGACUCUGUAGACUACCUGACAGCGGCACCUCGAGGGCUCUACAAGGAAAGGGAGCUUCCAUAUUACCCGGGAGCUCAUCCUAUGCAUCCCCCCAAAGGGAGCUACCCCUGUGUCCCGGAUCUGAGGGUGGCAGAUCUCCGGUAUCCUCAGUACUACCCACCCCCACCAGCACCCCAGCACAAAGGACCCUUCCGACAAGAUGUUCCACCUUCCCCUCCCCAGCACCAAAGAGUGCCAGGCUAUCCGGAAAUGGGCAGACCAGUGCCCCGAGGGGGCAGUCCAGACCACUACCCCUACCGAACCCAGGACCCUCGACAGAAGAACCCCAUGACUGCAGCCGUAUAGCUGAACACCACCAAGAUUAGCCCAGUCCUGAAGGGAGGACAUCGAACAGGAACCAUGCCCUUCCUCGACCUUAGGACCUUCUUCCUGUUAAGAAUUCUCAAUGGUACUGAUCGGCUUUUUCUCACAUGGGUUGCAACACUCAACUAAUAAUCAGCGGGGAAAGCAUUGGAAAGAAAUGCUGGGGCAGGGUGGAAUCAGAGGAAAGCUGGGUCAUAAAAAUAAUACUCCUGGUAUUUUUUAUGCUUUUUUUUUUUAAUUCAAUGAGCGUAGCACCAAGAAGCAACCCACAGUGGAGAUGUAC
Molecule: messenger RNA, 3974 nt
Organism: Ochotona princeps (American pika)
Lineage: Eukaryota; Metazoa; Chordata; Mammalia; Lagomorpha; Ochotonidae
Gene: PARD3B
Product: par-3 family cell polarity regulator beta
Exons: 23
Coding region: 56-3673 (1205 amino acids)
Biological process (GO): establishment of centrosome localization; microtubule cytoskeleton organization; cell adhesion
Cellular component (GO): adherens junction; apical junction complex; apical plasma membrane
Molecular function (GO): protein binding; phosphatidylinositol binding
Source: RefSeq, a predicted model, not a curated record